AUGUCUUCCAGUCGAACAACUAUAACGAAACGGGCCUGUGACGGAUGCAAGAUCCGCAAGAUCAAAUGUGGUGGUGGCAAUCCAUGCCGGGCUUGUAACAAUGCGCGCAUCAAAUGCACUUACCUUCGGAUCCAACACCCUCGGGGGCCGCAGCGACUGCGUUCGACUACGAAAUAUUUGAUUGAACAGACACAGCGCGGAAUCGAGGCGCAAUCCACAGAGCCAUUCAGUGAGGAGGCGGUUGAUGCAGAUGACACACAUCCAGAUCUGGAACAGACUCAUGUCAUGAGCGCACCAAGGUCGCGGAUCCCGACGAAUAUCAUUGCCUCGCCGCUUUACAUUUACCACGUUCGCAUGUACCCCGUUUGGCCGGUUGUCGAUGUCGAAGAUGUGAUAUCCACUCUACAAAACCCCCAAGACCCAUCUUCAGACGCCUAUGCUUUAGCUACAUCGGUCGCGGCUGCGACAAUUGCCCAGCUAAGACUCGAACAAAGUCCCCAGACCAAUCAAUCAGUUACCGCCGAUACUUUUGUGUUGGAGUGUCUGAAAGUUCGAGAUUCAAGCAACUAUCGGUCCAAAGCGAGCCUUGAUAAUGUGCGGACUGCGUUCUUUCUCCAUGUCUACUACGAGAACCAACAUCCGGGUGGCAGUGAAUCUUUACUCUACUUGAGGGAGGCUAUCUCGCUUGCUCAGAUGAUGUCCCUCCAUCGCGAAGCCUCCUAUUCAGGAUUAUCUCCUGAGGAGCAGCAGAUUCGGCGACGUGUGUUGUGGUUACUUUUCGUGACUGAGAGAGGCGUCUGUAUCCUGCACAAGCUUCCUGUAGUGCUUAAAACCAAUAUCUCGACGCCCGAAUUAGAUUCCAACGACGAACCCCAGGUCUUGCCCGCAUUUUUGAAGCUCCUCAAUCUAUUUCGGCUUUUCGAACAGUCGAAGAUGUUUGACAUCAUCGAGGAUGAGAGUCCCGAUCUGCAAUCCAUUGCUGAGGGUGACAAAAGCUUGGAUACAAGAUUUUUCGAGUUCCUCGAGGGCAAAUUGCAAGAUGGGUCUGUUCUUUUAGACCAGAUCUCGGAUGUACAGAAAGCCGACCUAUGCGUCACCAGACACUGGAUGAGAAUGAUUUUGUGGAAGGUAUCUUCAAAGAAGUCUCCUAUUUCGCCAUCCUCCAACGCAUCUUCAAGUUCAUCCUUUCCAGUAAUGGUGGCCAAAGAGCUCUUGAACAUCGUCUCUCAACUACCCAGAACAGCGAUAGAAGCCCACGGUCUUGGCAUGGAGUUGAAACUUUACGAGAUCGCAAACUCUCUUGCAGACGCCGUAAUGAAUAUGGCAAUGCUCCCAAAGGCGCCUAGCUGGGACGGCGAAAGCCGCCCAAGCAGCAUCCUAGCUCGAUUGCACUCCAUCUUGUCCACCUUCCGAGGGGGUGGAAAUAAAGAACUAGCUGAAAUACUGUACAAGAAAAUGGCCGAAGCACAAAUUAGAAGCGGGCCUACUUUAUCGCAGUCAAUUAAAGCACCACAUACCCCAGCCCUAGGUAGACCCCCAAGCGGGCCUAAUAAAAAUGGUUCCACGGAAGAGGGGCCAGCAGAUAAAGAAGCUUCUGGGCCACUCUCCACUGCUCCGGAGCGCCAUAGCAACAGCGUCUCCUUGACCAACUGGGGCAACGACCUGCCGACUAUUGGCUAUACAGACCAGUUUCAAAACAGCGCUAAUAUAGCGGAGAAUGCACAAGCAGACGGAUACAGCAGUCAUCCAUUCUCAGCAUCGAACAAGGACAUGAUCUCCUCGAGCUUUACCGGAACAGGCCUCACUCCACCUUCUUUCUUCCCUGCAUAUUCUUACGACCCAGGCUACGCCGUUCUAUCUACGACGCAAGCUCCACCGGUCUCGGAUGAUGCCUGGAACAUCUUCUCCGGGAUCUCUUCACUAUCACCCCCACUAACUUCUGGGCCAAUGGAGAUGCUGAUUGGCGAUUUCAUAUCGCAAAUUCCAGACCAGUAUCAAUUCGAAAGUUUCAUGCCCACCAGUGACGAUGUGGUUGACCAGAAUAUAGCGAGCCCGGGCUUUCUCAUAUGAGCCUCCCUGGCUGCUUCAAACUCGCUUACGAUAUGAUGAAUGGAGUCAAGAAUGCUUUCUUAAACGAUGUCAUAACUGAUAUACCCAUGUAAAUACCCAUUGUCUCCCAUUCAACAAAUACCAUUAUUAGUAUAUAUAACCAUUUCAUAACCAAAUAGUACAAAACACGAAAGCUAGAAAUUCCUCGACUCUGACACAGCGCGUCGAAUCAAUACUUGAAACGGAAAUCCAAUCUCUUGUUCCCGUCUUUCUCUCGCUCCGUCUGAUCAGCUUGAUAAAUGAUCUUUUCCUCAGAAGACAUGGCUUUCCAUUUCUUGUCUUUCUGUCUGUUCAGAUACC
Molecule: messenger RNA, 2409 nt
Organism: Aspergillus melleus
Lineage: Eukaryota; Fungi; Ascomycota; Eurotiomycetes; Eurotiales; Aspergillaceae
Product: Zn(II)2Cys6 transcription factor
Exons: 4
Coding region: 1-2070 (689 amino acids)
Biological process (GO): regulation of DNA-templated transcription; DNA-templated transcription
Molecular function (GO): zinc ion binding; DNA-binding transcription factor activity, RNA polymerase II-specific; DNA binding
Source: RefSeq, a predicted model, not a curated record